Messenger RNA from Colletotrichum lupini, 1128 nucleotides. RefSeq lists its product as uncharacterized. The record is from RefSeq and is a predicted model, not a curated record. NCBI's taxonomy places the organism in Eukaryota, Fungi, Ascomycota, Sordariomycetes, Glomerellales, Glomerellaceae. The transcript has 12 exons. The coding region runs from base 1 to 1128 and encodes 375 amino acids.
AUGACUCGAAUUCUCUUGACUUUGGCUGCUUCAGUGACUAAAACCUCGCGUUCGAUGGUCUCUGGCGCUUCUUGUGGAUGUAUCUGGCCGGCCCUGCGCAAACUCCCCGUCUGCAGGGCCCGGAGUAGACAAGACGAGCUUGAUCAAGUUGAGGAGGGCCCGUUGUUGUUUCAUCUGGUCAACACGCCUGAAGCGGGUUUCUCAUGUCUCCUCCCGACUUUUGGAGAUGGACUGUCUUCAAGGCCUCAGUCAACAACCAUCCCUCUCAUGAAGCCGGAAAUGCCUUAUCUAACCCCACUCAACCUCUCCAGAUUUACCUCGCCGCUUAGACCUGCGCCCUAUACCUCUAUAUUUGUAGGCGUACUUGGAACAUUUCAUGAAGUGACUAAAGCUAACUGGGCUUUGGGCUUAGAGAACGGAGUAAGCAUACGGCCGCUGUGGGAAAAGCUCAAGACCGUUUUUGAUCUACUUGGGAUACAUUUGGCUUCCCGAAUCGGUCCGAGGGCACGGGAAUCACUCGAAAAACAAACCUGCUUGGUCUUAUACGUCACAGAUAGCCGUACUCAAUGCGAUGGGACGGUCUACUGGGACAAUCUUUGGUCUCCCAAGCUGAUGGAUAUAGACUGCGAAAAUCUGGAAACAAGGGCUCGAAUAGGAGAGCCUAAUGCCUUUGACCUUUCUCUAGGCGCGAAUGACUAUGUCGCACUAGAUUCAUCUCAUGGAUAUCGACGUCGAGAUGUGCCCGAAUUGUCAAUGACAGCGUACCGUCUCUGUCUGCACAAUGCUACCCAUGGUACAUGCUCUGCAAAGGGCUUUGUUGACGCGAAGGUUGCCUCUCGUGCCUUCCUUCGAACGGCGAGAAGGAAACGUAGACAUGAGAAGGCGGUCCUCAUUUAUUGUUCCUUACCCCCGCGACCAUUCCAGGUCACCUCCUUGAUUCAAAUCAUCUUAUUCAUGAACGCCUACCUAGCCCCGAUGGGCUACCCGGUGGAUCGAGCGCGCGCUCUUCACCAAAUUAGAGUGAUGUACAGCAUCCUCGCCUUUAGGCGGGAGAGGUCCAUUAAGACAUCCGCUGGCGAUCGGGUCCUCAGAAGCAGAUCGCCCUUUGCAGGGGCGAAAUUCACCUAG